This is a messenger RNA of Meloidogyne enterolobii, 462 nucleotides long. Lineage: Eukaryota; Metazoa; Nematoda; Chromadorea; Rhabditida; Meloidogynidae. The record is from the annotation of a GenBank genome assembly.
UUUCAAAUGAAAUAUUCAAAAAGGAAAAAAUUAGACGAUUGUGAUGAGACUUCUUUGCAAAAUGAAUUUACUAAACUUCAGGAGGCGUAUAAAUUUGUUGAAAGGCGUGAAGUAACAGUUAAAAAUGUAGAUGAUCUUAAGCAGUUGGGGGCAAUUUAUUCAUCACAAAUGUUAAAUUGUUCUAAAAGAUCAGAUCCCUUCCCAGAAUUUAAUGAAAGCGAAGAAGAAAGUAGCAGAAGAUCGAAACGUCCAAGAUUGUUAAAAUUACCUUCAGACGGAAGUAUCUUUAAUGAUGGAAUACCCUUUCAUCAUUUUGCAUUAACACAACUAAAGGAUAGACAUAUUAAUCGUUUAAAAGCAAAUGGAAUUGAGAUUAAAGAAAGACAAUUUUCGAAGGCAGAAAAUAAACAAAUUUGUAUGUUUUUUUAUUUAAUAAAAAUAUUUUAUUCAUACUUUUUUUAA